AUGCCCGAUAUAGUAGCCGAUGAUGCACUGCUGCCCCGCUAUAGCCGAUCCGAGAACUUGAAUCACCGAUUCAGUCAACAGAUACGGCGUGUGAGCAAAACUUCAUCUCUCACGGGCUCUCUCUUCAAUAUGAGUUUUCAACACUUCCACCCAGCCUUUCAGGACAUCUUGGGACCAAAUCCAGAGAUCAAGCCUCACCUCGAAAACACCAUCUACCCCUUCGCCCACGAAGCAGGCGUGUACAUUGCAUCAAAGAGCCAGUUAUUCAUCACCAGCAACCGAAUCCACACAAACGAUGGUGAACAGAGGAUUCAGAUCUCGAAGAUCCAACUCGACAAAAAUGACAGGACCAUCUGUACCCAAGAGGAAAUCCACCCUGAUAUCCCUAUGGCGAACGGUGGUGUGAACCACCAAGAUGGUGUCCUAUUCUGCAGCCAGGGAACACAUGACCGACCCUCUAGCCUGAUACACAUGGAAACCGAUGCUCCCUACAAAUGCACCACCAUCAUCGACAGCUUCCAUGGCCGACAAUUCAACUCUCUUAAUGAUGUUGUUAUCCACAGCGAUGGAUCCAUUUGGUUCACGGAUCCAAUCUAUGGAUUCAAGCAGGGCUUCCGUCCUACGCCUCAGUUGCCAGCACAAGUUUAUCGAUAUGAUCCCUCAACCAAGUCUAUUCGGGUCGUUGCAGAUUCAUUUGGAAGACCGAAUGGCAUUUGUUUCUCACCAGAUGAGAAGACUGUUUACAUUACUGAUACGGAUAGUGUCCAAGGUGAUGGGACUGUUGAUUUGUACCGCCCUUCUACGGUUUACGCUUUCGAUGUUGUCCAUUAUCAUGAGCAGCCCUUUUUGACAAACCGUCGAGUGUUUGCUAUGGCAGAUAACGGUAUCCCUGAUGGAAUCAAGUGUGACUUGCAGGGGAACGUUUACAGUGGAUGUGGGGAUGGCAUUCAUGUCUGGUCUCCCGGUAGUGUCUUGCUUGGGAAGAUGAUUAUUCCAGGAGGGGUCGCCAAUUUUUGUUUUGAGCAUCCGGGCAAGAUACUUGCAUUAAAUGAGACACGCUUAUGGAGGGUAUCUUUUGAUCCAUCUGUUAGAGGGGCACUCUUGCGUCUCUAG
Messenger RNA from Penicillium malachiteum, 1113 nucleotides. Its product is annotated as SMP-30/gluconolactonase/LRE family protein. The record is from RefSeq and is a predicted model, not a curated record. NCBI's taxonomy places the organism in Eukaryota, Fungi, Ascomycota, Eurotiomycetes, Eurotiales, Aspergillaceae. The transcript is spliced from 3 exons. Bases 1 to 1113 code for a protein of 370 amino acids.